Cydia strobilella is the source of this 3972-nucleotide messenger RNA. RefSeq names its product heparan-alpha-glucosaminide N-acetyltransferase (gene Hgsnat). Lineage: Eukaryota; Metazoa; Arthropoda; Insecta; Lepidoptera; Tortricidae. The transcript is spliced from 10 exons. The record is from RefSeq and is a predicted model, not a curated record. Bases 79 to 1830 code for a protein of 583 amino acids.
UUUAAGUUUUUCCGAAAUUACUGGAUAUAUUGAAGAAUACUCGCCACAUUUUAGUGUUAUAAAAUAUACUUUAUAAUCAUGAAUGAAACAGUGAUGGUGUCAAAUAAUACUUGGCAAUGGUACCGGGAGGCUAUCCGCUCCUGGCUUGAGGAUCCUGGCGUGGAGGAAUACCUGGGUCUGGACAUGACUGCUCUGAAAAUGGAUCAGGCUUAUAUGAUGGCGGAUUCGGAGGUUGAAGUGGGGGUGUAUAGCGUUUCGGAUAACUGCUUUCGGUGUCCCUUCGAGCUGCAGAAGACUAUAAAAGCUGGUACAGAAGAGUCGUGGGUGGUGGACACAGCGCACCGGUCCUCAUGGCGGGUGUACCACUCCUCGGAACAGUACAUCUCAGCUACCAACACAACAGGUCUGGUGUGCCAGGCGAGACCGGACCUUGGCCAGUUCGGGGUCUACCGCCUAAAUGCGACAGAUGACGCCUGCAGCGUCAGGACCCUCAGGGAACCCGUCGACAUUUAUAUGCCUCUCCUGAUCCUCCUCGGUGUACUUCUCGGAAUAUGGGUGGUCUACGGCGUGGUCCGCUUCAUCAUGUCCAAGGUCUGGAAGACCGGGAAGCUUCGGUACGGAGACAAGGAGCUGGCCAUCCAGCAGCGGCUGCGGGCGCUCGACACCUUCCGAGGCAUAGCCAUAGUGUUCAUGAUCUUCGUGAACGAUGGCGCCGGCGGCUACUGGUGGCUUGAACACGCUACGUGGAACGGUCUGGCGGUAGGAGAUCUGAUCUUCCCUUCAUUCCUGUGGAUCAUGGGGGUGUGCAUACCUCUGUCCGUCAAAGGAGCUUUUGCCAAGGGAGUACCAAGGUGGAAGAUCUUCAUGCAUAUUUUCAGGCGCUCCUGCAUCAUGUUUCUGCUCGGCGUCGCUCUGAACACAAUCUCAGGCCGCAACACUUUAAGCGAGAUCCGCAUCUUUGGCGUCCUCCAACGCCUCGCCGUGGCGUAUUUCGUGGCGGCUGGCUUCUACGCGCUCACGGCGCCCAAGUACUUCACACCACCCAGGGUACAUGAGGGAGCUUGCGGACAAGCUUUGAAGGACGUCCUCUCGUGUAUGUGGUGCUGGGCUUUAGCUGGUGCCCUCGUAGCAGUUCACACUGUGAUCACCUUCGUAGUUCACGAGCCCGGCUGUCCAGCAGGCUACCUCGGCCCCGGCGGCAAGCAUGACGACUGGGCGGCGCCGGAGUGCAGCGGCGGCGCGGCGGGCCACGUCGACCGCCUGCUGCUGGGCACCGACCAUCUGUUCCAGUGGACUGAACGGCGUCAGGUCUACGGAGGACCACAUACUGACCCCGAGGGUUUACUCGGUUGCCUAACAUCAGCUGUACAAGCGCUACUGGGUGUGCAAGCAGGAGCGACAGUAUUGCUGCAACGCUCACACAAAGCACGAGUGUCUCGCUGGCUAGCGUGGGGAUUAGUUUUCGCUCUAGCUGGUGCCUUGCUGGCUGGCUUCAGUAAGGAGCAUGGAGUGGUGCCAAUCAAUAAAAACCUGUGGUCUAUCUCCUUCGUCUUUGUGUCGACAUCGUUCUGCCUCGUCCUGCUCGUCCUCUGCUACCUGUUCACGGACGCCUGGCGCCUGUGGGGCGGCGGGCCGUUCCGAGCCCCCGGCCUCAACGCCAUAGCCUUGUACGUGGGCCAUAUGGUGUGUUACAACAUGUUCCCGUUUCACUGGAAGGUGGCCAACAUGGAGACGCAUACGAUAAAUUUGAUAGAAGCUGUUUGGGGGACCGCGCUUUGGGUUGUUAUAGCGCAUGUUAUGGCAAAGAAGAAGGUUUUUAUAACUCUUUGAAUUGCUAACUCAUUGCAAUGAAAGUAGAAACGAGUUUGUAUGAGAACAGUGUAACAUUUUUCUUAACCAUUUGGAUGUUAAGAUCCAUCCACAUCCAUACUAACAUUAUAAAUGCGAAAGUCUGUCUGUCCGUGUGUUUGUUACUCUUCACGCUUAAACCGCUGAACCGAUUUAGUUGAAAUUUGGUAUAAAGAUAGUUUGAGUCCCGGAGAAGGACAUAGGAUAGUUUUUAUCCCGAAAAUCAUACCUUAAGAGGGUCAAAAGCGGGGUGGAAUUGAGAUAAUUAAUUAAUUGCCUGAUAAUUUGUGUAAGCAAUUAAGCAUAUGCUCAAAUUGAAUGAUUGCUAUUACACUUUAUCCAGGCGCUAUUCUUACUAGAGCUGCUAUUACUAAGUCCACACAGACGAAGUCGCGGGCAAAAGCUAGUUCCAUAUAUGCCCAUUGGAGAAAAAUUAGCUAUUACUCAUUAUAAGAGUAAAGAGAACAUUGAAAACCAUUGUGAGUUGUAUUCAUAGCGCCAAGGAUGCUUAUAAGCGAUAGCGCUACCAACUUGUCAAAGCAGAAAACCAUUGUGAGUUGUAUCCAUAGCGCCAAGAACGCUUAAUAAGCGAUAGCGCUACCAACUUGUCAAAGCAGAAAACCAUUGUGAGUUGUAUCCAUAGCGCCAAGAACGCUUAAUAAGCGAUAGUGCUACCAACUUGUCAAAACAGAAAACCAUUGUGAGUUGUAUUGUAUCCCGUAUCCAUAGCCCCAAGAACGCUUAGCGAUAGCGCUACCAACUUGUCAAAGCAGAAUUCAUGAUUUCAAUAAGUUAAAUAUGCUAUCUUUUGUACCAAUCAUGUUGGAAGCAUGCAUAUACCAUGCAUAUGCAUGCACCUUGUAUGCAUAUGACAAAUUGUUCAAAAUGUAUUCAGUACCGGUUUGAUUGUACUUUAAAGUAAAUUUAUAAGGUAAGUAUGAAACCGACUUAAUAACUUCAUUUGUGUUGUCAGAUGAAAACAAAUCUCUUACUUUGCUCCAUUGAGUUAUUAUUACUAUAGAGAAGCCAUACCAAACAAUGGAAUGGGUUUGGCAACUGUCAAAGGUUUGCUUAGAUGGCGCCAUCAUAGAUUGUCCCUUUUUAACACGCUUUUAUUAGGUCGACAUGUAUGUAACUAACUACCCUAGCAGCAUUUAUACGUCAUUAUGAUGUCAGCGACGUCAUUAUGACGCCAUAAUUACGUCAUUAUGACGUCGCUUACGUCACUUUACUACCUGGGUAUGUAAUGGAAUCUAAGGUAGCAAAUUUAACCAUCUUCUCGGUUUCCGAUGAAGCUGAAAAUUUGCAUACAUAUACAUAUUGUCGGGUGACUAUGCAAUAUUAUGGUACCAUCGAGCUGAUCCGAUGAUGAAAACAGGAGGUGGUCAUAGGAACUCUGUGAUAAAACAACGCAACCUAAUUGUGUUUGGGGUUGUUAGAAUUGUCUCGAUGAAGAUUAGUUGCAUGUGGAAAAAAAAAUACAGUCCGCGAUGAAAUUUUUGCCAAAAACUUAUUCUAUGAGAUUUGGCUUAAAGGGCAUAAAAUUCUAUUAAAAACAAAAAUUUUACAUAAUUCUAGGGAUUGACAGGGCAAGCUAUGCUGGCGCUAUCUGCUAAAUACUUCGAUCGGCCAACCCCAUUGUUGCAAUCGCAACCUGUACCACGCGACCAAAACGUCGUAAGUUUAGGUCGCGAGAUUCACGCUCCGCUUCUAUGUUUUGUUGUCAAAACAUCAUCAACUCAUGGCACAAAAUACCGGUUCUAUACUUAGUAAUAAUAGUCCAAUGUUGCUCCAAUGGUGCUAAUAAUGAUGAUAAUGGUGGUGGUGAGAUGAGAUUGGUUAGAUUUGCGGAUUAACUUGGCCAAGUAUGUAAUUAAGUUAUUGAAAUGAGCCUUCAUAGAGGAAUCGUUUUCUUUUGCCCAGUUAUAUUCUGUUUUUUUAUUUAUUCCGUAGACUAAAAUGACAUUUCAUGUGGUACUAAGAAAUGUCAUGUCUUACACGUGAACGUCAUUUUAGUCUACGGAAUAAAAAAACAGACCUUAGCUUAACGUAGUUUUAAAGACUGAUUAUUAGGUUUAACUGAACUUGUAUCUUAAUUAUAGUUGAAAUAAAAACAUUUUACAA